AUGGCGCAUGACGUUAGUAUAUCUGGUUCCAUUGCAACUGGCUUCAUCGUUACCACUAUAAUGCUACUAUGCCCUCUUUUCUACAAAUUACUACAGGUAAGUGAAAUCUGACAAGCAGUGAAUAUCUUCUCUAGGACACGGCGGUGAGAUGAGGUGUUUCGAUACAGUUUUUGGGAGACCAUACCGAUGUUUUUGAAUUUCAAUCACCUUAAAAGUGAUUUUAUCCUUGUUCGAUCGCUACGAAGUUUCACUAGUGAUUGACUGUGAAAUGAAGUUUGUCAAAAUACAGUUUUUAUGAAACUUGAUAUCACCAUAGUUAUUAGAGGAGACUGGUUAUGAAAAGCGGCAAACAUCAAUGAUAAAAACAACAGUGCUGCAGUUUAUGUUGGAAGCACCCUGAAAGUGCACGAUCCUUUGUUUUCUGUUGGCAAAUUGUUACGGAAUAAAUUAAUGCAACGUUUUUAUUGGUCAAUACAAUCAAAAUGAUAGGAAUUCUUUUGAACGUUGUGCACUUUCAGGUCCACAAAAACAUAUAAAAAAGGAGUCUGACGGGUUUCAUAACCAUUCCACUCAAUUAACUAUGAUAUCACUAUGACAACAGUAAAAAAAAAAAAAACCUUUGGAAUCGAUACUGAAAUCCUAAUCUUGCGCGAUCUAGACCUGCUUCUGAAAAUCCCCACGCCAGGAACCUGAAGUGUGGUGUUUAGUAAAGAACCUCUGCGAGAACUUAAAAAUUCUGUAUGUUUGAAUCCAAAUAAAACGCAAAUAUAUUUCCAACCUUAUAUUUUCAAUAGCCGGGAUAAAAUGUUUAAUAAAAAAGUUCCAAAUAACUCACAUUAAUCUUAAGUAGCGUCAGAAGGCUGCUUAAUAUUUUCCGAUGCUGGGAUAUUUUGGUGUAUUUUCUUUCUUGUGAUCCUGAAAACUAACAACCUGUUUUCUCACCACCUAUCUAGGUAGCUCUAAGUGCAACUUUACUCAAAAUUUUGGCUUUUAGCGCUUUUCUGUCUUAUCUCUAAAACGGCUCGACAGAAUUCUUUUUAAAUCUCAUCACAUAAUCUAGCUUAAUCUUCAUGAUGUAUAUAACAAUGUAUGAAACUUUCAUCAAGUUUGAUUCACUGCAACAUCUUGAAAUUUCAAGAGAAACCUAGCGUACGAACCGGCCAAAAAUCCGCGUUACAACAUUCACUGUUUUGCAUAUUUUGAACGUAAAACAUUAACAAUUUUCACAUUGAAAUGUACUAGCCAUGGAGGUAUGUAUGGUGAGCAUUAAUUUGGAAGAAUUAGCAUAACGUCGGACAAGGACAAAAUCACUUUAAAGGCGAUUGAAAAACGUCGGUAUGUUAUCCGAAAAACUGUAUCGAAACUCCAUACGAAACCAAACUCGUCCCCAGGGCGCUUUCCCCUGGCUUUGAAGGUGGGGCGCGACAGCGACAGCGCCCUUCCUUCAAAGCCAGGGAAAAGCGCCCUGGGCACGAGGUUGAUAAGAGACAACCAAGCCUCUGGAAAAAUCGCCAGUUUCGAUGCGAGAUUAUUAGUAUCUGCACACGAAACACGAGAAUACUUCAGAUAUAAAACCGGUGGUUUCGCAAGGUACAACAGUAAGACUUGCACAAUAAACAGCUAGGAAAUAAGCACGAAUUGGUCCGAAUGCGAUGAAUCAUUCAGACCGGUAGCCUUAUCACAUCACCUUGUAACGAAUUGAAGGCCUUUUCAUGUCAGUGACACACUCCUCUCGUACCUCCAAUGAUUAGUCUUUCUUGAUUGCUUUCUAUUCUUCGUGAGGCAAUUACGGACUUUGCAGCACCCGGUGAUGGGGGCGCUGAAGGGAAACCUGACCCUGUUUAAGAGAAAAAUCGUACAUUCAUUUCCAGUCUACCUUGUUUGAGACAAGAACCUCAUCAAUUAAUGACCGUCAUUCAUAUCGCUUCGCAUACAUAAUUAAACCAAGAUCAUGGAUUUAGAUUUUUUGGCAGUGCUAGGUUUUAGAGAAACUUUGAGAAAAUACCAACAUUUUAUUUUCAAAAUGACCGGUAUGGCCGGCCAGUUCUAACUUUUAUUAAAAAUAAGGAUAGUGUUCCCGGGAUUGUCAUAGUGUUGUUUAAAUUACGAGAAAGUAAAUUCUUCGAAGGAAUUCAGGAAUGCACUGACAUGAGAAUUAUUUCUGGCGAAUUUUUCUUCAGAGAAACAUGACAAUCUUGACGAGUUUAAGCAAUCUUUCUUCGUUUCCAAUCCUUUUCCGAUUGUCCCCAGACUCAAAGACAACCGAAUCAUAUAAAGUGCCUCAAUCCAAGGCGUUUCCAUUGUUCCAAAUACAUUUUUGAGAUCUCCAGUUUGUGUGUAGUUACAUCUAUGUGAUUAACGCGUAAACAGAGGGGAUGCUUAGGAGAACGGGGUCCUUUUCCAUACAGUGCAUGUGAAAAGCAGCCAAGCAAUUGACGAGUUUCUUGAACCUCAUUUUAAAUUAAUAGACUCGCCUGUGUUAAAACAUCGAAUGAUAAACAUUUCCUAACGUUUAUCUGAAUACCGUUCAUCUUUAUUAUCUCGACUGUAGCUUUGUUUGGUUUAUCUGCGUGUACCAUGGAAGAACGCUGAAGGAAAGAGAAUGUCAGGCGAGCUACCUAGACUGCCUUGGGGACAUUUCAAUCAAGUCAACUUCUUUGGGAGACCUUUGUCUAAAAAACACGGACCAAUUUAUUACAUUUGGCACUGUUUUACGCCUGUUGUGUGAGUAGCAUUUUAAGCUAUGAGGCAUACUUAAUAACUGAAACGAAACUCCACUUGUUUUGUUUUUGUUUUUAAAGCAGAAUUUUCUCAGUCGGUUGAGCGUUUGACCGCUCAGCAGGGGUUGCGGGUUCGAAUUCAGGGGCCGAAGAAUGGUGGUCUCGUCUCCUGGUAGGAGACGCAAAAACGGUGUGUCUAAGCUUUUGAGCUAAAUACAUUGACACUAAUAAAAUGCGCAUUUUUUGUCAGUUCAGUAAACUUUUUCAUCUACCAGGAGAAUCAUUAAUCUCAAUUAUCUGCAUGUGGCAGACGCAAGGCUUUGGCUCCGAGGCUAUAAACAGAGUCUCCCUUUUUCAUAAAAGCACCUCUCCACGGAGUCAUACUCACACGAAUGCUGAAUGCUGCAUAGUGGCAAAGGCUUCAACUUAUACUUUAUGUUAGGAUUAUCUUCCAUUCCGUGUCUUAGCUUCCCAUCCAUAUUCAGUAAUACCCCGACGAAAUGCCGGGGGGUUAAGAAAAAUAUUCGUUGUAGCUUAACGGGGGUACGGGGCCCUAUUCCUCACAUUUUAUUAUAACGGGGGUGAAAAAUAUCAUUAUAAGUUUAUAGCGGAAUGUUGUUUGAAGAAGUAGAGGCGUUAGAAAGGAAUUUUCACAGUUGUCAGUUGUAAAUUAUCAUAUUUUGUCUUUUUUUAGAAUCUUAGCUGACGCCAAAGCCAUUCGAACUUUCUACGCCGAUCACUACUCCCAUCAGCGGGAACGGAAUUUCACUUGUCUCGGAGCCGUGUUCAAAGAUAUACUAGGCAAUUGCUUAGCAACAAGUCAUGGAAGAGACGAAGUUAAGAGAUGUCGAGGACCUUUUGAGAAACACUUUUCUACAGAUGUCGUGUGCGAUACCCUAAAAAUCAUCGGGCUGGAAUGCAAGACCUUUUUGGAAACCUUACCUGUUGGUAAACCCGUAGAUCUUCAAGAAGCUGGACUAGCGAAUGUCACACUUCGAGUUUUAGUCCAUGUGGUUUAUGGAAAUCAGGUCCUGCAGAGAUAUUUUCAGCGUAUUGUAGAACUGAGUGAUUUGCUGCAAGCCGCAGUAGACAUGUUUAAUGUUGGUGAAACAAGGUUACCUUUUUAUUCACUUCUGCCGACAAAAGCCAACCAAAAAGCUCGUUCUUUUAACGAAGCCUGGGAUGAUUUCAAUCGAUUCUUGUUUAAGGAAUAUGAAGAGGGGCGUCUUAAUGCUGGCGAUGGGUUUUUCUUUGGCAUGAUGGAACAACUGAAAACUCGCGCUCUAGAAAUAGAUGAAAAAGAGGUAUGUCAACAAGAUCUCAUGACUAGCACGCUAAAACUAAUCUAUAGUUGUCGAGGGCCAAGGCAAAAAGCGAAGCUCUGGAGGAAGCUUUUAAAAAGCGUCCUUCUCAAGUAAUUCCACGUUUGCCGUAAGCAGAAAGCAAACUGACAGAAUUCCACCUUAAGAAUGGACCUGAGCUCGCGAUCAAUUCAAUUCAAUUCAAUUUUAUUCACACUUUUAUAAAAUAUUUACAUUAUAUAUAGUACGGUAAGAGGAGAAGACUCGGAAGGAAAAAAGAAAAUUAAUGCAUGGCUUGGAUAGAAGUGUACGGUGGUCAGAGGAGCUUAGCUUUCGAGCUAACUAGAUAGCAUUUUUAAACUCAAAAUCUCCUUGCUAGCUCACAAAAUGUCACAAAAUGAAGCCAAUAUCCCUGAAGUGUUUCAAAACUACCUCGUAAAGGUGUCUGAUAUUCACUCACACAAUACCAGAAAUGCCUCAAAUCUUAACUUUCAUGUACCACGAUUAAGGUCAAAUUACCGAGUUUGCCAUAACCAAAACUUGGGAAGAGAUUCCUACUAAGAUAAAGACACUUAGCUACCAUAAGUUCAAAAAAGAAUACAAGCGAAUUCUAGUUAACUCUCAAAGGUAACAAUGUAUUAUGACUGUUUCAAAUAAAAUGACCUCUGACAUAAUCGUCCAUAGUUGCCUUGGCACCAAGCGCACAUUUAUUAUGUAUUUCCACUCAUAAUACAGCGGUAUGUUAAAUAUAUCUAGAAGUUUGAGGUAGGGUGCACUACUUUCUCUAUUAUGGCUAAAAAAUAUACAGCGUAUACAUUUAUUUUGUUUUGUUUGAACUUUAGUUAAUCUACUUGGGUAUGUGUUUCUCCAACUCAUAAUUCCAUGGUGAAGGUAGGGGUAGAUAAGUGAGCAAUGUAUUUGUUUGAGGGUGUUUUAAGUUAAGAAAUGGCGUAACCUGAAAAGGAUUCCCAAGUUUUUAGAUAUUGUGCUGUUUAUGUGCUGAAUGUGGAGAGCCCAAUUAGUAGGAUACCUAGAUAUUUGAUGUAGUUCUUUUCUUCAAUAUUGCGUAAGUUAAGUUUCAGUUUAUUUGCUUUUUGGGGGGAGGGGAUUGUCAUAUAGUAGGUUUUCUUAAAGUUUACAGAAAGUUUCCGAGUAGUACCUAAGAAGAUGGUUGAAUUCCUCAUUAAAUUAUAGUUUUUUCAAGGUCCUGUAGAGAGUUGGAAGAGUAGAAUAGAGUGCAUGGUGUCAUCAGCAAAUGUUCUAAUAUUUGCCUUUUCUAAACAAUUGGGUAUGUCAUUGAUACAUAUCAAAAACAGAAGUGGGCCAAGGAUAGAACCUUGUAGUACACAACAUUGGAUAGAAAGUGGGUUUGAUUUAACAUUUUCAACUUCAACAUACUGUGUUCUGCUUUUGAGAUAACUUUUAAACCACUGGAGAGGGACACCACGGAUCCCGUAUCUGUAUAAUUUCUAUAGUAGGAUCUGAUUGUUGACAGUAUCAAAGGCUUUAGAUAGGUCAAGAAAAAUACUGCAGAUAGCUUCAUUGCUGUCAAUUUUCAUUUAAAGACUGUCAGUGAGUUCAAGAAUUGCUUGCUCGGUAGAAUAAUUUUCCUUGACGCCAAACUGGUGUUUAAAUAGAGUGUUUUCGUUUUCUAGGAAAUGAUUUAGCUGAUUGUACACUAGUCUUUCAAGGAUUUUAGCAAUUGAAAGCCAAUAACUGGUCAGCGGAUAACUUUAAAAAUACGUGCCCUCAAUAACUUGUAUACCUGAGUCCAGAUACCAUCACGAGACACUGGUCAGCGGCUACCCUUUUUAGACGGCUGUCAAUUGACCGUAACGUGGAUGUCCUAUGUCAAGUAGGUUGUUGAAUUGAGAAAAUAGGGUUCUCCUUUUCACUGCAACUGAACUGAUAUGUUUCAGCCCCUUAAGUUUGCUUACAUCAUUAAGAGAAAAUUCUCUCUUGCUAUAACAAUAUCGGAUGUGGUUGAGGUUUUGUUGGAAAAAGGAAGUAAAGGGACAUUGAAAGAAUAACAAAUAACAAACAGAUUGUGGUAACUUUAACAACUGAUAUGUCGAAGGCCUUUGACUCCAUGCAUUCAGCUCUGUUGCUGAGUAAACUCAGAGCGUAUGGUUUCCAAGAAAGCCUAAUUAGACUGUUGCGUAGCUACUUAUGCGACUGUUAUAACGGAAUUGAAGCUGGCAUCUCAAAGAAGUUCUUGGAGAAGAGUUAACCGUGGCUGUCCCGAAGGUUCUGCGUUCGACAAGACACUGAAAGAACUGAAAACAGAGCGGGAUUGUAGCCAUAGACAGCUGUUUCGCUAUUGUUGUAGCUCUUCAAUAUGGUGUAACAACCAGAGAAAGCUCAGCUGAAAAAUCACCCGCACACUCUGAUUUAUAAUUAGGCCCUAACCCAGAGACGUGAUUAUCACAACUAAAUACUGCAGAGGAAAUUCCACAAAAUUCCCAAAUCGCCGUAACAAAUUACGGGAGUGGGCAUUGCCCUCAGCGGUUAGCACCAGUCGUUUUAGUCCAUGUGGUCUUUGUUUUAGUCCAUGAGGUCUUCGUUUUAGGCCAUAAGGGCCUUCGUUUUAGUCCAUUGGGUCUUCGUUUUAGUCCAAGGGGUCUUCGUUUUAGUCCAAGUGGUCUUUGUUUUAGUCCAUGGGGUCUUCGUUUUAGUCCAUGGGGUCUUAGGUCUUAGGUCUUCGUUUUUGGGUCUUCGUUUUAGAAACACCCGCCACAGACAGAUGUUAACGAGAGUGUAAGCUGAUUAAAGGUUUCACUGCCUGUUACGAGACGCAAACAGCUCUUAAGAUCAUUCAGUCAAUCCAUUGAAUAGAAAGUGUUAAGGAUAUACUCUAUUCCCCCCACCCUCUCCCAAAAAGAAAGAAAACCGCUGGCAGCCGUGAAGGUCGUCUGCCUGACAGCCGUUUUUAGUGUCGUCACGCAACGCUCCUCCCCACUUAGUGGGGAGGAGCGUUGCGUGACGACACUAAAAACGGCUGAGUAGCAGUCUACCGUGAAGGGAGGGCAAAGCAAAAUUCAUGUAUGUAGUGGUGUUUUAUAUAACUUUUUUCUCAGCUAGGAAACACUUUGGUUUAUUGGGUAAAUCGCCAUUUAGAGACGUCCCUCCACUGAGCCUGAGAGAAGCGCCCAGGUUAAUUUAUGAUGUUCAAACAAAAGGAGAAAUGAUAACGCAGAGGUCAUUAGUUAUAGAGGUACAACUUCUUCCCCGUUCCUUUUGAUGCUUGUGCAGCAUGCUUUCCUUAUUUUCCUCAAUAUAUCGUACUUUCUAGCUUUUCCAUUCUGUGGAUGAGAUCCUUCUUUUAAACGUCGAUGUCAGUUUUGCAGCCACGUCCUUUGCACUAGCAGACCUCGCCCAAUACAAGGACACCCAAGAGAAAGUUCAACAAGAAAUAGACGAGGUCCUCCGGGGAGAGGAUCCGAGCUCCUUCUCAGACUUGGACAAGAAACUACCAUAUAUGGAGAUGGUAUUGAAAGAAAGUGCGAGAAUGCACCCAGCGUUGGCGCUAAGCUUGCCUGAAAGGACAGUAAAGCAAGUGACUGAUGUGGGAGGAUUCCAGAUUCCUAAAGGGGUGAGAGUAUGACUUUGUCUGUUUUUUUUUGUUGUUGUGUCAAACAAUUGCACACCCGUUACCACCCUGGUGUGGACCAAUACUACCAGACAUUAAGCUUCAAAGGUACGCGCUGCAAGAAGGCGGGCGCAAUUUUGGUUUUCGAGUUGCUCAGUCACAAUUGGGUUACUUUUCUUGUAUUGUGAUCCUUCCCGUAAGGGUAUCCUGGGUACCAGAGGUUUCAAUUCUCGGUUUGGGCCGAUGCUAGUCUGUGCCCAGCAUUUUGUUUGAGGGGAGGGGGUGGCGCUGUACAAAGCAGGCUACCGAAACAGGUACCCCAUCUUGUGAAUUUUCUGGCACCAAGGGUAUCGAUAUAACGAACAUCUAUAUAACGAAGUCCUCGACAUAAAUAACGAUUUUCUUUGCCCCGUAGUAGUAGUAAGAUAUAAAAGAAAACGAUGGUCGAUAUAACGAAACCCUUAUAGCAAAUAAAUUUUGCCAGUCCCAGUCUUUGCACUGAGUUAUAUUGAAGCUCCACUGUAUGAGGUUUCUUUGGACCUCAUGAUCUCAAUCGCGGUACCUUAACGUCGCGUAGUAGUUUUCUUUUUUAUUUCAGAGCACUUUGUAGUUUUGUCUUGUGAUCCUUAAAGAGGCCUAACCGUCGUAGAAUGACUCAAGAUUUUUCUCCCAAAUAAAUAGCUAACUGCUGGUUCACCAAGAAAGGCAAACGAAUAUUAGCGCUUUUUCCUAGAUACUGAAUGUUGCAAUCGCAUUUGCGUCUUGAGAGGGCAAAGACAACAACAAUUUAUCUUUUAAAUUAGUGCUGAGCGAAGGAUUCAACAUAUACGAGUUCAUCUCAAGGGUGCUGCAUGGGUUUACUAACUUCUAACUGAAAAUAAUUGUUUUUCUUUCUUCUUGCUGCAGACGCCAGUUUGCGUAGAUACCUAUUCCCUGAACUUCUCUGAGCAGUUUUGGGAAAAUCCUGAGAAAUUUUACCCGGAACGGUUUUCUAAUGGCAUGAAACACGUAGCCGGUUCUUUUUUUCGCUUUGGACUGGGUCCCCGGAAGUGCCUCGGGUAUCGGUAUGCCCUAGCGAUUACUCGUUUGGUGGUGGCGUCAGUUUUGCAGAGGUUCACACUUGAACUGGCCCAACCCAGUGGUGACCUGACAAGAGUAAAGGCCAAGGGAAUGACCUUUUUCACACCAUACCUGAGUCCAACUAUAAUAUUUCAUGAACGAAAAUGA
Porites lobata is the source of this 8837-nucleotide messenger RNA. NCBI's taxonomy places the organism in Eukaryota, Metazoa, Cnidaria, Anthozoa, Scleractinia, Poritidae. The record is from the annotation of a GenBank genome assembly.